Molecule: messenger RNA, 5561 nt
Organism: Aspergillus ochraceoroseus IBT 24754
Lineage: Eukaryota; Fungi; Ascomycota; Eurotiomycetes; Eurotiales; Aspergillaceae
Product: GTPase BMS1
Exons: 6
Coding region: 66-5399 (1777 amino acids)
Biological process (GO): maturation of SSU-rRNA from tricistronic rRNA transcript (SSU-rRNA, 5.8S rRNA, LSU-rRNA); endonucleolytic cleavage of tricistronic rRNA transcript (SSU-rRNA, 5.8S rRNA, LSU-rRNA); ribosome biogenesis
Cellular component (GO): 90S preribosome; nucleus
Molecular function (GO): GTPase activity; U3 snoRNA binding; GTP binding
Source: RefSeq, a predicted model, not a curated record
AAAAUCUCUUCUCUACAUAGGAAGAUUGACGCUUCCUGAGAGGUCCUAGACCUCAUUCCCCAGCCAUGGAGCAACAAGCAAACAGGACGCAUCGCCCCACUAAGGAAAAGAAGAAAUAUGAGGGGAAAAAUCCGAAGGCAUUCGCAUUCUCAAAUGCUGGAAAAGGAAAUAGGGCAGGCGCAAGAUCGCACGAUAUCAAAGAGAAAAGACUUCAUGUGCCCUUGGUUGAUCGCUUGCCUGAAGAGGCUCCACCGCUAGUUGUGACAGUCGUUGGACCCCCGGGUGUUGGAAAAACGACCCUCAUCAAGUCCCUCAUUCGCCGAUACACCAAGCAGACACUCAGUACACCUAAUGGCCCCUUGACGGUGGUAACAUCAAAGCGGCGACGUCUGACUUUCCUCGAAUGCCCUUCCGACUCUCUCGCCAGCAUGAUCGACGUGGCCAAGAUUGCCGAUAUCGUCCUUUUGAUGAUUGACGGCAACUACGGGUUCGAAAUGGAGACAAUGGAGUUCCUGAACGUUCUCUCUUCCAGCGGUAUGCCAGGAAAUGUUUUUGGCAUCCUUACUCAUCUGGAUCUCUUCAAGAAGCAAAGCACCCUCAGAGACGCUAAGAAACGUCUUAAGCAUCGAUUUUGGAGCGAGCUUUACAACGGUGCCAAACUUUUCUACCUCUCUGGUGUAGUUAACGGUCGCUAUCCUGACCGUGAAGUGCACAAUCUCUCCCGCUUCCUCUCGGUCAUGAAAAACCCUCGACCCUUGGUAUGGCGCAACUCCCAUCCUUACGCCCUUGCAGACCGCUUCCUGGAUAUUACGCCCCCAACCCAGAUUGAGGAAAACCCAAAGUGCGACCGAACCGUUGCUCUGUAUGGGUAUUUAAGAGGAACAAACUUUCCUGCUCAAGGAGCUCGCGUACAUGUACCUGGUGUGGGUGAUUUAACAGUCUCUGGAAUCGAAGCACUUCCAGACCCUUGCCCAACUCCCUACAUGGAUCAGCAAAUCGCGAAAACUUCUGGCAAAACGAGCAAGCGCAGGUUGGGUGAUAAGCAGAAGCUGCUGUUUGCGCCCAUGUCGGAUGUCGGAGGUGUUUUGGUUGAUAAGGAUGCAGUCUAUAUUGAUGUGAAAACUUCGAAUUUUAACAGGGACUCCGAUGAGGAGGAUGAGGAUGCGAAUGAGGACCGUGGUUUAGGAGAACAACUAGUGGUCGGUUUACAGGGUGAGCGGAGGUUACUUGGUGCGGCUGACACCGGUAUGCGUCUCUUUCGAGGCGGAGAAGCCAUCAACAAGGCAGAUGAUCAAGUCGGUGCCACUGGAAGGAAGCACAAAAGAAACGUUCGGUUCCUUGACGGGGAGGAAAACCAGGAUGUUUCUGGAGAUGAAGAUGAAGGGUUCGAAAGCGGGGAAGACGAUGAAGAGGAUGAACUGGAUCAAGGUGACAUGGAAGACAUUAGCGACGAAGAUGGAGAAGGUUUGGAUAUUUCUGCGCCUUCGGACUUUGGAGAAAAGUUUAAGGAGAGGCAAAAUGGAAAUACUUCCCGGAAUGACACGGAUCUUGAAUUUGCCGACAGCGACUCUGAUCUUGGCUCCAUCUCUUCCGCUGAAGACCAAGUUCUGGAAAGCGAUGUGGACGAGGACGAGGACGAGGACGGGGAUGAGAUCGAUGGUGAAGAUGAUGGUACAAUCAGAUGGAAGGAAAACAUGCUUGCCCACGCCAACUCUCUGCACUCCAAGCGCCCCAAGUAUCGAAUUGCCGAUCUGUCGCGCAUCAUGUAUGACGAGUCAAUAACCCCAGCUAAUGUGAUCCGACGAUGGGGAGGUAAAGAUGAGGAAGAGGAAGGUGCUGGUUCUGAAGUUGAUGAAGAGGACGAUACCUUUUUCAAGAAGACAAAUGUUGAAAAGGAUGAUGAGGCCGAUUACCGUGCUGUCCCUGAGUACGACUACGAGGAGUUGGAGAAAAAAUGGCGCGACGAAGAAAUGAUCGAAUCUCUACGAGUCCGCUUCGCGUCUUCCAAAAUGUCCGGUAUUGGCGACGAUGAUGACGAGGAUGAUUCUGAUGUCGACGAUGCCUUUGACGAGGACGCUGAAGGGGAUGGUGACUUUGAGGACUUAGAGACCGGAGAAGUCUUCAAUGGAUUCGACGAAGGCAAAGACCAAGAAAACGAAGAAGAAAACGAAGGCUCUGUUGACUUAGAAGCCGAACGUGAGCGCAACGCGAAAAAGAAGGAAGAGUUGAGGCUUCGAUUCGAAGAGGAGGACCGCGAAGGAUUUGCGAACUCGAAAGACAACUCUCGACAAGAUGGUGCGGAGCCGGACGAAGAGUUCGGGGAGGACGAGUGGUACGAUGCUCAAAAGGCCAAACUUCAGAAGCAGGUCGAUAUCAACCGCGCCGAGUUUGAUACACUUGACGCUGCUUCGAGAGCUAGGGCAGAAGGCUACAAAGCGGGAACAUACGCACGCAUUGUGCUCGAGAAAGUACCUUGUGAAUUUGCUACAAAGUUCAACCCUCGAUUCCCCGUAAUCGUUGGUGGGCUGGCCCCUACCGAGGACCGCUUUGGAUAUGUCCAGAUCCGUAUCAAGAGACACCGCUGGCAUAAGCGGAUCCUGAAGAGCAACGACCCUCUGAUAUUCUCUCUUGGUUGGCGUCGCUUCCAAACACUCCCCAUGUACAGCACAUCCGACAGUCGAACACGAAAUCGCAUGUUGAAGUAUACCCCGGAACAUAUGCAUUGUUUUGCUACUUUCUACGGACCUCUCGUGGCGCCAAACACAGGUUUCUGCUGCCUCCAGUCCUUCUCAAACAAGACCCCCGGCUUCCGGAUUGCUGCCACGGGAGUGGUGUUGAGCGUGGAUGAGCAUACCGAAAUUGUAAAGAAACUCAAGUUGACCGGUGUGCCGUACAAGAUCUUCAAGAACACGGCCUUCAUCAAGGAUAUGUUUAAUUCAUCACUUGAGAUUGCCAAGUUUGAAGGCGCGUCAGUUCGAACCGUCUCCGGCAUUAGAGGUCAAAUCAAGCGGGCCCUGAGCAAACCGGAAGGGUACUUCCGUGCAACAUUCGAGGAUAAGAUCCUGAUGAGUGACAUUGUCUUCCUUCGCGCAUGGUACCCUAUUAAACCACAUCGCUUCUAUAACCCGGUCACCAAUUUACUGGAUUUGGACGAAGCUUCCGGUGAUGCUGGAUGGCAGGGAAUGCGACUUACCGGUGAAGUCCGGCGCGAGAAAGGAAUCCCCACGCCCCUCGAGAAGGACUCGGCCUAUCGGCCAAUUGAGCGGGCUACGCGCCACUUCAACCCUCUCCGAGUGCCAAAGCAGCUGGCUGCAGAUCUUCCUUUCAAGUCCCAAAUCACUCGGACGCGGGCGCGAAAGGACAAGACUUACUUGCAAAAGCGUGCUGUCGUACUAGGGGGAGAGGAGAAGAAGGCUCGAGACCUCAUGCAAAAGCUGAACACCUUGCGUAACGAUAAACAAGCCAAACGAGCGGCAAAGCAGGAGGAGCGCAGGAAGGUUUAUCGCGCGAAGGUAGCGGACAGUCUGGAAAAGAAGGCGGAAAGAGAGAAGCGAGAACGCGAUGACUACUGGCGACGAGAGGGGAAGAAGCGAAAGAAUGAUGACGGAGAAGGUGGUGGAGGGAAGAAGCGCAAAUACGGUGUUUUCUAUGCUGAUAUUCGACGUACUGCGCGGUUCGCGGGAGGAAUUGAACUAGGAAAGCACACGAGUUUCCAGUUCGACUCGCCCUACCAGAUAUUGUCUUCGAUGAGAAAGAUGAGCGGUCCCUUGCACCUCGAUAAGUGCGAACACAUGCAUGGUGCGCAACCUUCUUCGCUGACGAGUCGGCAUGCUAUGGAAAAUGUUGACAACCAAAGUCGCUUGACCUCCGAUGGCUUGUUGAGUGCGAUUCCGGAGGAGCACGGCUCAGCUCAAGACGCGCUAGACAAUGGGCCACCGCGACUCCAUACUGUGGGAAUAGCCUCCAAUAUCUCAUCAGAUCAACACCCAGAUUCAGGGCCUAAGAAGCAUUUUAAGGGCUCUCAAUCCAAGCCGGGUAUGGAUAAGGAUGGCCAAAACCAAGAUCGGCCAUUGGGACCCGAGAAAGCCGCAUAUAAGCUCGCUAAAUCCCCAGAAACUUCUGUAGAUAAGGGCGAGGUAGUAAAACAUGAACGAAUUGGCUCCAGGUCGCCGGCUAUGGGAAUGGAGGUUGAUGUUCUUCAGGCUCCAGCAGCGGCCCAAAGCCAAUUUCAUCAUCAUCAUCAUCAUCAUCAUCAUCAUCAUCAUACAUCAAGCGGGGAAGGAAAUGCGACAGGCGUUAUUCGGCCCUCUAAAAAUAUCUCAAGGUCUUCCAACGUGCCUGGUCUGGACGGUCUUGGACACCGUCGUUCCAGGAGUAUUGGCUCGUCUUCCCGUGAUUCUAGAAUUGCUGCGUUGUCGCUACAACUCCGCGCGCGCUUGUCGCAUGCAGCCGCUAGGGUUGAGAAAAGGCGACAGUCGCACAGUAUUCACCUGCAGUCGCCUACAAGCAUGCUCAAGUCCAACAAUCCCACUUCUAUCCUUAGUGCAGCCGCUCUAGCAGGGCUAAGGCGAUCAGCACUCGUAGAAGAAAUUGAAAGCCAGCGCUUAGGAAACGAUUCUCCAAACACGACGGUUUCUGCGCCAGAUCCUCCCGCUACCUCCUCCCUUUGUCCUCUUGACGCCGCAGUCCGACUAUCUCCAGCCAACCUAUCAAAUGGCGCAUCGUCAGAAGUUGACCUUCAAAAAAAUCCCCAGUCUUCACUCUCAAUCGGUUCAAUUCCUUCAAAGCUUGCCCCGGCGGCUGAUAUCGUUGCUAGUCGUAUGGGCAGCCAACGGCGUCGACCGAACCCGAAUGCACCAAGUAUCGCUUCUUACCAUCCACCAUUUUCUCUCCAUCGACGCUAUCAUUCCCAACAAGAACUUGGGAUGAUGAGGUCAGCUUCCGAUUCCGAGGCUCCAUUUGUUCCAGAAACACCUCCACUUCAGCCGUCGGUCCCUAAUCUUAGCGCCGCAUACAAUGGUAUAUCUAAUCCCACAAAAAGCUCAUCAUCAAUGGAGCAGGACGCCAUUGAAACUUUGCUUUUCAUGUCCAGCCCAAGUCAUUCGGGCUACAAGUCGACCUCACAAAAUCCUCAACCGCAGCUCAGCCUACUCCCUAUUGGCGAUUAUGUCCCCCAGAGCGCUAAGAUAAAAACGCCAUGGGGGUCGAAAUCUCCCGAAACUGCCAGUGAUAGUCAAUCGGCACGGAAACCGCUGGAAGCUCAGGCUGGAGAUGAAAUUGAUCGAAUGCUUGAUCAAAUGGACAGCGAUAGUGAUGAUGAAAAAGAAUACACGUCGACCAAGUCUGCGCGCCUGCAAACUAGCACCCUUAAAGAACCUCACGCAGUUCCUGGGCCAUAGGAAUAUGAUGGCUUCUAUAGAGUACUUGUGGGAGCUACAUCGCCACUACACGUUGCAUUGUUAACAAUUGUCUGUAAAAAUGGUUUAACUCUUGGGUGCUUUUUGCGAGAGUUUGAUUUAAUGCAGUAUGAAAGGCGAUCUUUUUUUUUUUUUUUUUUUUUU